CACAACUUUUCUGCAACUCGACCACAACACUCUCGACAGCUUUCACUUCUUCGAAUCACUGGUCGCAUAAGCCACUACUUCCGAAUCUAUCUAUCAUCAUGCCCAAGGCAGAAGUCGGCAGCACAAAAUGGCUCUCCAACAACAUGAAGUCCAAGGGCCUGCAAAGGCUGCGCUGGUACUGUCAAGUGUGUCAGCGUCAAAUGCGCGAUGAGAACGGUUUCAAGCAGCACACCUUGUCCGAAGGCCAUGUGCGCGCUAUGCUGCUGGUCGGCGAGGAUCCCAAGAAAUACAUUGCCCAAUACUCGGAAACAUUCAAGAAGGACUUUUUGACUCUCCUGAGGACGUCUCAUGGAGAGAAAAAGGUCUAUGCCAACCACUUCUACCAGGAAUACAUCCACGACAAGGAGCACAUUCACAUGAAUUCUACUAAAUGGCCAAGCUUGACUGAAUUUGUCAAAUACCUUGGAAGAGAGGGUAUCUGCAGAGUUGAAGAAGGCGACAGAGGCUUGGAGAUUGCGUGGGUCGAUGACAGUCCUGAGGCACUCAGACGCAGAGAGAUGGUUCGCAAGAAGGAAGCCAUGGAGAAGGGUGACGAAGAGCGUGAGACCCGCAUGCUUGAGGCGCAAAUUAAGCGUGCACAGGAGAAGAAGCGACAACAGGAAGAGGAAGACCGAUUGAACCACAAAACUCAGGACGAGGAGACGAAACCCAAAAAGGCCCAAGAAGGACCCUUGUCAUUUAGUCUUGGUCUAGGAUCCAAACCAGCGACUACAGACUCAACAGAAACAGCUACGGAGAAGGCACCUUCGCCGACAGAGAAAGCUCCCGAGUCCAAGGCUGAGCCUAUUCUAGAGUUCAAGACUGGAGACGAGAAGCCAGCAGAAUCUCCCGCACCUCCAGCUGCACCCAAGCUUUCUCUCGAUCUAGGAUCCAAGCCCAAGCGUGUCAACGUGUUCGCGGCUGCAUCAAAGUCCAAGUCUAAUCCUCUCAAGGAAAAGAAGCCUGCGCAGGUGAUCGAGGAACCCAAGAAAAUGAGCGCAGCAGAGCGCAUCAUGAGAGAAGAGAUGGGCCGGAAGCGCAUGCGUGACGACCGUCAAUCUGGCGGUGGUAAGCGACCCCGUCUUGGUUUGUAAACUAUAACUCUAUGUUCUGCACGUUUAGCGAGGCGCUUGGGAAGGGGAAACAUGGCAUGACUUACGACUGCAUUAUCGGUUAUCAAAGGUAGGAAUGGACACUCAGUUCCUGCUUGGAUCAAGUCUCAGAAAUCAGAGUCCUCUUCGUGAAUUGUUUGAGCCAGCAAACCA
This is a messenger RNA of Aureobasidium pullulans EXF-150, 1304 nucleotides long. RefSeq names its product zinc finger protein RTS2. The record is from RefSeq and is a predicted model, not a curated record. Gene Ontology annotation, cellular component: nucleus. Gene Ontology annotation, biological process: DNA replication; DNA damage response. The coding region runs from base 99 to 1133 and encodes 344 amino acids. The transcript has a single exon. Gene Ontology annotation, molecular function: double-stranded DNA binding. NCBI's taxonomy places the organism in Eukaryota, Fungi, Ascomycota, Dothideomycetes, Dothideales, Saccotheciaceae.